AUUAAAACAUUUGGGUAAAUAGAUUGCAAGUUUGCAAUAAUGUAAUUCGACUAAAACAUGUUUUGAUCAUUUGUUUUUUGUUGUAUCAGGAGUGGGGUGGGUGACAUUCUGGCUAUGACAAAACAUGUAUUAUCCAACAGACUUGUAUUUUUAUUUAUUUUACACUUUUCAUGCCUUUUCCUCUGCUAUAUGACACAUUUUCAGCAGAAGCAUACUUACAAUCCAUCUACUCCAAAUGACCGAUUUCUGUUUCAUAAACAACCUCUCACUUUCGGACGAUGGGAACUGAUCCCCAAUCGAUUGAUCCUGAUCACAGCACGUAGCGGCUCCUCAUUGGAUGUUAGUGUGAUUGACUGAGGAGGAGAAGAGAGGGAGGCCGGGCGAAACCAUUUAUCAGCCAAUACUCCGACUGGAAAAUAUUUGAAGCUUAAAGAGCACUGCUAUGAAUCUAGAUUCGGAUUUCAAAGAGGAUUAUGGUCGUGUAGCUGAAUUAGAUGGUGCGAUUACAAAUAGGGGUAAUUUAGGAUUGGAUUAGCUCUAAUCACACGGUCAUCGGCGCUGAAUCCCCCCACAUCCCUGCGAAUAAACAGCAAACAGGCAAUUGGGAUGCGGGGAUGAUGUUUGUGACGCUGCGAUGGGUAGGCCCUACCUGCGAAGAUACCGAAAUUCAAACAAUAAUGACGAUCCGAUUUGAUUUUGAGUUGCUUUAGUCGUAUUUAUCGCUUCAUUUUGACAAUUUACUGAGCAAUGAUGUUCCUGCGGAGGCUUGUGCAGUUGUUGGUGCUGGUCGGACAGAGCGGAUGGUGGGGGGUUGCGCCGAGUCCCACCGAUGAGGGAGCAUACAGGACCGGCCACGGGGAGCACGGAGAGCCGGGACAUCAGGAGCCUCACAAGGACACCUACAGCACCUUCGCCUCCGAGUUCCUGGAGUCCAGACAUCUGUCCGAUGACGGUUAUCCAUUCCCCACAGCCCCACCAGUGGAUCCCUUUGCCAGGAUCAAAGUCACUGAUUGUGGAGUAACCAAAGGCUGCAUAAGAUAUGGAAAGCCAGGGUGUGAUGCAGAAACGUGCGACUAUUUUCUGAGUUAUCGCCGCAUCGGGACAGACGUGGAGUAUGAGAUGAGCGCAGACACAGAUGGCUGGGUGGCCGUAGGUUUCUCCUCUGACAAGAAAAUGGGAGGAGACGAUGUCAUGGGCUGUGUCCAUGACGAUAACGGACGUGUACGGAUUCAUCACUUCUACAAUGUCGGCCAGUGGGCCAAGGAGAUAAAGAGGAACCCUGCUAGAGAUGAAGAGGGCAUUUUUGAUAACAACCGGGUGACUUGCCGCUUCAAACGGCCGUUAUAUGUUCCAAGAGAGGAAACGCUUGUGGACUUACACCUGUCAUGGUAUUACCUGUUUGCAUGGGGACCUGCUAUACAAGGUUCCAUCACGAGGCAUGACAUCGACAAUCCGCCUGUCAGCGAUCGCAUGGUCAGCAUCUAUAAGUACGAGGACCUUUUCAUGCCUUCCACAGCCUACCAGACCUUCAAUUCUCCUCUCUGCUUACUGCUUAUUGUAGCCCUCACCUUCUACCUACUAAUGGGAACGCCAUAAGGAAGAACAGCAGAGCACAUAGUGGAAAAGAGAUGGAAGAAGAGAUGAAGCAGCAAUACAAAAAGGUCUGAUGCCACAUUCAAGUGUGAACUUUGCACAAAGAGACACUGUAUUAGAUAUGUUAAACUCUAAGGAGUCUAUAAUCAUAACUCUGAACUCAUAAACUGAAUUUUGCCAAAUUAUUAUACCUUUAUUGUAGAGGUGUCAUGUACUGGUGUCAGUACAAAACGAAAGGUUUGAGAGCAGUGUUAUAGUAAAAUUAGGUCAACUAUUUUCAGUAUUUAUAGCUUUCAAAUAUUUACAAAAGAGGACUAUAUACCACAAUAGAUAAAUCUCACAAGUCUACAAUAUAAAGCAUGCCCUGGGAAAUCUGAAAAUGAUUUCAAAAACCAGCUAUUCAAUGAGGAGACAGUACCUCAUGUUGGACUCAGGCUAAAAUGAGCUAAAUAAGGACAAAAGAAAACAAAUAGCUCACAGCCGUUUGCACAUUAUCUUCCUGUCUCUUUACCAUUGUAUGUUUAAAUGGACUUCAGGCUUUGGAAAAACAAAAAAAAGUGGUUUGUUGCUGUCACAAAAUAUAGUUUUCAAGGUUUUAUUUUGCAAAAGCGUUAUGUAUGGCACUCAUCUUUUCCUAAAAUGAACUUUAAGAUUGUUUUCUCUUUUAUGUCACCGUGGCUGUUGGGUUUGUUUAUCAGUACUGUGGAACUGUGACUGCUACACGAGUGCAAGCAAAAACAGUCUGAACUAGAGCAAACUGUGUAUUGAAAAGUUUGCAUGUACAUGGACUUAAUUCCCCCAAUCCCCGGGCGAUUAUUGUAGCGUUUUGAUGAGAAUAAAAAAAGGAUGAAUAUGUUAAAAUCCAUCCCACUGAAUCAAUCUGCCAUCGUUGUUCACUAUCAAUAAACCUUUGAAGAAUUAAGAAUACAUAUACUCAAGACAACACAGAUUGUGCUGUGCAUGAACAAAGAACUCUGUAAGUCAUACAAUAUAAGGGUAUAGAAAAUCAUUUUUAAUAGAAUUCAAAUUAAAUUAUAUCUAGGGAUGUAGAGGAUCAAUAUCCUGUUAUCUGUAUUUUAAAAUCUGGGGGCUUCUUCAACAUGUUUACUGUGUGUGCAAGUGUAGAAAUAGUCUUCCAGGGUAAUAGCAAACCUUUAACAUGUAGUUUAAAGACAAACAGAUGCCAUACAUGAACAAUCAAAUACAAUUAUCGUUUAUAUUACAUUCAACCACCAACAUUUCAAGGGCCCUGCUUUCUUGGCUUCAAUGCAAACAAUGUGUUUGCAACAUUUACCUGAAAAAAAAAAAACAUGUCAAUUUAAAUGUGUGUUGUUAAGACAAAUUGGGACUGUAUCCAUAUAAGUCAACUGUUGUCUUUUUUUUAACAAGGCCAAAUUAAAACACUUGUUCAUAAAA
Messenger RNA from Eleginops maclovinus (Patagonian blennie), 3009 nucleotides. RefSeq names its product DOMON domain-containing protein FRRS1L. The transcript is spliced from 5 exons. Lineage: Eukaryota; Metazoa; Chordata; Actinopteri; Perciformes; Eleginopidae. The record is from RefSeq and is a predicted model, not a curated record. Gene Ontology annotation, biological process: regulation of glutamate receptor signaling pathway; regulation of postsynaptic membrane neurotransmitter receptor levels. Bases 748 to 1596 code for a protein of 282 amino acids.